AUGGAGGAAUCCGCCGCCUACGAGACUGUCAUUUGCCAAAAGAAUGAAGUAUUUGUAUAUAAAAUACCACCUCUGCAGAGCAAUACUGGAGGUUAUAAGGCAAAUGAGUGGAAAUUAGACGAUCCGGACUGGACUGGAAAGUUGAAUGUUGUGGCAAAAGGACCACAGUUGAUGAUAAAACUAUUGGACAGACUCAGUGGUGAAUUAUUUGCGAUGAGUAUAGUAGAGCAAUAUCCAGCAGGGGUUGAUGUCCAGUCGGUGAAGGAUUCCAGUCGUUAUUACGUGAUUAGGAUCAGUGAACACCCAUCUAGUACACGCAAAGCUUCAAUUGGUAUAGGAUUCUCUGAUCGUGGAGAUGCAUUUGACUUCAGAGUCUCAUUAACAGAUCAUUUUAAGUGGCUAAAACAAGACAAAGAAGCUGCAGAAUCCCUGAAGAACUUUGACAGCGGACCCAAGUUAGAUCUAGGCUUUAAGGAGGGACAAACCAUUAAAUUAAAUUUGUCGACAAAGAAAACCUUCGGAGAAGAAAAAAGUCCCAAACCACGACCCAAAUCGAAUUUUCCUAGUGGUGGAGGAAUGGGUAUCCUACCACCUCCUCCAGGUGGUGUUAGAAUAGCAGCACCGCCCAGUCGACAGAGGGCACCAUCACCUAAUCGACCCCAUCCCAGUCCAGCUGUCCAACCUGCUCCAGCUGCCCAGCCCGCUCCUGUUAAACCUGCAAUGAAUAGUUCCGAUCUUUUUUUUGGUGGACCAGUGUCUGCCCCGCCCCCAUCAAGUGGUACGACGGUACAGUCUCGACCCGUGGAUCAAACAGAUCUGUUCUUUGGAGGACCAGUGGCUGCCCCGCCCCCUGCACAGACAUCUCAGUCUCAAGCCAAUAGCAACAUAGACCUUCUUAUGGGACUGGACCUCAAUGCAACUGGUAGUCAGCCUUUACAACCCGUGUCAAAUACAAAGUAAGAAAAAACAAACCGAUCGGAUUAUUGCCUCUAUUUCACAGUAACGUACCAGUGAAAACAGCGACGGUUGGGCCAAUUUUGACUGAGAGAAAAACAACACCUGCACGUUUUAAUAUCGACCAGCCUUGCAUCUUCUAGGAAAUAUUUGUCAACAGUGUAGACUGGGAACUCUCAUUAGCUGUGUAGGAGGUAUUCCAUUUGGAAGUUUUCCAAAUGACGUACUACUUUUCAUUAAGUUGCAGCCAGAAUUUGAGUGCAUCAACUUGGUUUGUAAUGAUCCACAGAAGAGAUUCUUCUGCAGCCACCAGGAGGCAAUAAUAUAGGAGGACAGUGCUGUGCAUAUAGGUGUCGAAGUAAUGUUCAGAAAAUCAGUAAUAACUUCCUCAAUCUUAGAAAAAUGUGAUCUCAAAUCUCAGUUGUCAUGUUGAAUGUGUGCUGAACAUAAUCGUAUCAUCACAGUUCGGCCAACUUGCAUAGAUCACAGGCCACUGAAUCAAUCGUCAGUAUAAAGGGGUCAUAACAUUGUAAAAAGGGUUCUGUUAGAAGAGGGAGCAAGAAAUCCAAAGAGACUGAAAGGUAAGUUUGCCCCCUGCACAUUGUGUAGUGCAUUGAUGUACAGGGGGGCAAAUUUGUGAAGUGAUAAAAAUGCUGAAGUUUUUUACCUUUCGGUCCCUCACGGAUUCCUUCUCCUCCUUUGAGACAGAUUCUUGAAUGAAUGAAUGAAAAUAACAUUUUUAUAGCGCCCUAUUCCACUGUAGCAAUGUUCUACGGCGCUCCCCACAUAGCUGCUCACUCCCCAAAAUGACGACGGAAAAGAUGUGUCUUUAGGUCCUUUUUAAAUGCGACCAAUGAAGUCUCCUGCCGCAGUGCGGCGUCAAGUGCGUUCCACAUUCCAGGAGCAAGAAUUUGGAAUGAUCUGCCACCGAAAGUCUUGAGUCUAUAAUCGGGCUGAAUCAGUAGGUCCUGUGCCCCUGAUCUGAGAGGGCGAAACGGUACGUAGAGAGUGACGAGGCUGCCAAGGUACCUGGGGGCAGUGCCAUGUAUGGCUUCAAAGACCAGGACCAGCAACUUGACAGCAACUUAACAGUUUGGUGAUUCAAAUUCUCACAUCGAUUUAUGGAAUGAAAAUAUAUCCUUUAAACAUCCAACUUCCCACUGUCCCUGUGUUUUCACUGUUGUCUGUUAGUAAACGAUGUCUCUUGCAGUGUUACAAAUCGUACAGAUUUAAAUCCUCCUGGGGAUACGAAAUACCGUCUAGGAUAUUUUCAGGUGCAGUACUGAUUUCAGUCUCUGAUCAUGACCACGUUGACUCAUACUUUCAUUUUGAGUCAUAUGUGACCGACCGCAGCAAAACGAGUCGCAUGUCGCUUCGAGCUUGACAGGUUGAGACGGACUGGUUGUUCAUUUCACUAUUGUCUGCCUAUCGUGAAAUCUGAGUGUAUCAAUUUCUUCUAUUAUGUCCUGGUGUCAUUUUAGGCUCAUCUUCUGUGCGACAUGCGACCCAUUUUGCGGUGGUGGAUCACAUAUCGAAAAUAAAAUCAUGGUUUGACGCAGUGUUCUAAAAUAUUGGUUAUGGAACGGUGGUUGCGAUAUCAAAACUGAUCUGGACCCCCUGAAACAUAAGGUUUCGUUGAAUAGUGUUGAAUUGAAUAGUGACUCCUUGGUCAUGGAGAUUCUCCUUAGUUAUUGCCUUCUGGAUAUAACGCCAAAUGGAAAGUUGUCGGGAACCUAAUUGAGAUUUGCCUCAUAACUUUCCUGUCAAAAAGAGCACUUUUCAAUACCAGGUCUUCAGAGCUAACAUUGUGUUGUGCGCAUAGCUAGGGUUUUGCCAAUUUGUAUGUAAGCAACAGAAAUAUGUUACUGUUGAUGGAAGGGAUUUGGCCGAUUUUCAAUCCAAAUUGGCUUUUCAUUCAAAAUCAUGUUUUGUAACGGUAUUUAAAAACUGGCUCUAUAAAUACUAAGAUAGACAGGGAAGGGAUACUUAUGGAGAUGUGAACCCCCUCCUUGAAAAACUGAUGACCUCCCUAUUAUCUGUGAAUUCCAGAUUUUUUCCACAGUGCAUUUACUUCCAAAGUUCUCCCCGUUUGCCUUACAGUGCCUCCCAGGUUUUUCAGAGGAAAUUUAAUGGAAUUUCCUUAGACUUCCCAAUUUGCUGUCUUUGACCUCCUGAGUUUUCAUUCAAGCAGGUUGGCAACUCUGUAUUUAUACAGCCUGUUUAAAAUUUUAAUCUGUCAUUUAGGCCCUGUCUAGGUAGAUCUUUCCCUUGGUCAUGUAGGUAUUUAAUUUGUUUUCCUAGCAAGAUUAGAUUCCAGAAAUACCGGUCAUACUGUAUGUGUUCAGUAGGGAUUUCCAUGUGCUAAGUUCAGAAGAAAGUGAUUUGUGCUCAAAGCUUUAAAAGAAGGGUUUUCUUUUAUACCCCUACACCAGGUGUAUCCAGUGCAUGUCACCUACACCUACAGUAGAACCUCUCUAUUAAGGACACCCUCGGGACUGACAAGUGCUGUCCUUAAUAGAGAGGUGUCCCGAUGAGAGAGGUCAAAUUGAAUGGAAACAACCAAUUUGGGACCAAAACUAGUGUCCUUAAUAGAGAGGUUGUCCUUAGUAGAGAGGUUGUCCUUAGUAGAGAGGUUGUCCUUAGUAGAGAGGUUGUCCUUAGUAGAGAGGUUGUCCUUAAUAGAGAGGUUGUCCUUAGUAGAGAGGUGUCCGCUAAGGGAGGUUCUGCUGUACUUAUAUUUCUGAUUCUAGUCAAUGAAGUUGUGGCUUGUUCCAGUAACAUAUAUGUUAGAUUGAUUUCAAAUUAUCUCACAGAUGGCGACCCAUAUUGUCAUCAUUGAUUACCUAUUAACAAGUAUGGUUAUUUUUAACAAAGUAAUGUAGAAUGAUGUUGACCUAAUGAUUGAAGAGUCAGUAGAAGGCAUUUGAAAUUGUUCAAAAUACAGUUUACCUGUUAGACGCCAGUAAAAUUGUAUGGAAACAACCCAUUUGGGACCAAACCUAGUGUCCUUAAUAGAGAGGAUGUCCUUAAUAGAGAGGUGUCCGCUAAGGGAGGUUCUACUGUACUUACUCUUUAAGAGAAUCUCGAGUGCCCAAUUGGCUGUUAUCCACCCAUGCAUGGACUUGUAGUUACCUUGACGCACACCAGAGGGACCUCGACUUACUGUCCUGUCCGACGGACAAAAGAGCCGGGUUUCUAGCCCUGCAAUUGAACCUAUGACAUGCUGCUUGUUAGGCGGGCUUGGCAACCGAAUCAAGAAUCCUAUUUUAUUUGACCAGGCUUGGAGCAGACAUGGCAUGAUACGUGGUCCCAUAGUACAGUAGAACCUCUCUAUUAAGGACACCCUUGGGACUGACUAGUGCUGUCCUUGAUAGAGAGGUGUCCUGAUCAGAGAGGUCAAAUUGAAUGGAAACAACAAAUUUGGGACCAAAACUAGUGUCCUUAAUAGAGAGGUUGUCCCUAAUAGAGAGGUGCCCGCUAAGGGAGGUUCUACUGUACUAUCAGGCAGUACAGAUUGUCGGAUAAACCUUCCUAGAAUCGCAGAGAGACAAUUUGUAAUCAAUCUACCUGUAUGGUUUCCACAUUGAACCUGUUUAGAUGCCUUUGAAAGCUAUAAAAUGAUUACGAUAAAGUAUUUGUUUAUGUGAUUAACACGAAGAAAUCGGUUUAGAUCAGGUUUCAUUAUGAAAAUGAUUGUAAUAUUUUUGUACUCAUUUUGUAAGAAAUUUCUGAUUAUUUCUGUUUUGAAAGUUAUUUGUAAAAUUAGUUCAUUCAGACACAGAAAUUAGCACACCAUGUGACAGUAAAUGGGAUCCCCCAUGCAAAAAGUCCAAGUGGGAGCCAAUUUUCAGUUUUAGUUGACUGGUGCCAUUGUGAAGGUGAUCAGUAGUUUUCAUACACCCAGGUUUCAAUUCAAUGUGAUGAUCACCCGCCCCAUUAUUAUCACAUACCGGGCAGAAUCCUCCAUAAAUCUUACCAAAAUAUUCAUCAAGUUUGUGAAUGAAGGUCCCUAAUGUAUCACUUUGUUACUCAGCCAAACUCUGAUGGGAAUUUGAUGCAGUUUGCAUGAAUUAAAUCCGGAAAAACUCGAGAUGCUGUAUCAUGCCAAAACGGGGUAAUUGGGUAUUCCCAUUUUGUUUACUAUGCUAAAUAUAGCAUCGCUUGUUGAACAAACUUGAGUGUUUUGGGUGCUAAAUUUGAAUUGCCUUUUUCUCGAAUAGGUACCUUUUUGCAUGGCGGGUCACAAAUAUGGGUAAAAAGGACAUGCCUACAUGGCAGUACUUUCCUGGCCCAAACGGAUGCAAAUCAGAAAAUUGGAAACCAGAGAAAAUCAACAUUUGAUGCAUUUUGACUCACCUCAUACAAUCUCCUGAAUCUGCAUAAUUCAUGAGUAGUAUUGUGUUAAUUGGUUAUACUGCAGUGAUAGACUUCCUAGUUGUGCAUUCCAAACUAUCGUCAUGUGCCGUAUUGUAUAUAUAAGUCGUACUUCCACCUAUCAAAUCCCCGUGUCUUUUGCGCUUACACCUAUGAAUUGCCGUGUCUAAAUAGACCUGUGUGUCAAAUCCCCGUGUCUAUCAGCCCCAUCGAGCUCGAUGGGGCUAAUCGGGGGCUAAUUUAGACCCGUGUUCAACACGGGUUUUUUGAUAGGUGGAAUCUGAAUAGACACGGCAAUUGCAAGUUCUAAGAUCCAACGACAGAUAGCGCGGUGUAGUUGCCUCGGUAUUGCGCAUGCGAAAUUCCCCUCCAACGGGAAAGAAACGCAGGAGAGCUCUCUACCUACAGCGCACCUGUCGCCGGGGCUAUUAACCAUUAUCUUACACCACUGAUAGGUGUAAGUGCGCCCCGGGUUUUUUGACGCACGGCGAAGAGACGGGUCUUGAAAAAACACGGGGUUUUAUGAUAGGUGGAACUACGACUAUAGUAAUUCAGAAAAAAGUUUUAUCUGGAUUUAUUAAAAUCAUGCGAUAGAUAGCAAAGUACAUGUACAUUGUAUUCCUCUUUACGAAACGAGAUGGUUGGUUUUGACCAUGUUGCUUUGAAAUAGAAGUUUGGUAGGCCCUUCACUCUUUAGAGGUUGUUCUGUGAGGCCUAAUCGGCAGUGUAUGACCAUUGACCCGGCAGACAUAUGAUUAAAAAUGUCAAAAUUUGUCACAAAAUGUACGUGCAAACUUCUCCAAAAUCAUGGAAAGUGUCCUCAAGGAAUCUUUUUGCUCGAAAAUGAAGUCUCCGUCUGUCAAAAUCUCAUUUAAACUAAGGUUUUAAACAAAAAAUGUGAAAGAAAGUUUAGAAUUACCGCACAAGCUAGGAUGCAAUCUGGUAUGCAAUAAUCGUAACCGGAUUGCAGUAAGUGCAAUCCGGAAAAAGUCCCUUCACAACUUCACGUUAUAUUCAUUGAUGUCCUUUGUUAGGUCAUUACGUUGGAAUUCCCCCUCUAUUGGCUUUCCCCAUGAGCAUGAAGUUGUGACGUCGUUACCUCAAAACUUACGUCUUCCAUGACGUAUUCACGUCAGUAGAGAAAUUGGCCAAAAAUGACAAAUUUUGCCUUUUAAUCAACACUUUCUUGGUAUUUCUGGGAAUAUGUGAUUUUUUUUUUAUCGAUGUUUGUUGCUUACAUCUCGUCAAAUUAUUGAUGUUUUUUUUCUUUGGAAGUAACUUCAUGAUGUGGAUGGCCAUAAUUGGAAUUCUUCUGAAAAAAUAGAAUGUCCGAUUUUGGAUGUAUUCAUUACUUUUGGUCACAGAUCAAGCUGCAUAUCUUCAUAAUCCGGUUGAUGAAAAUAGAUAGUAAUACUAGUAUAUCAUAACUAUCAUAAUGGGAUUUAAGUUCAGAGUUAUAGACAAAUGGUCUAAAAUUAUUAGCAUUACGGAGUGCAUUCUGAGCUGGGCCUAUUGACUACAGGGUGACCCAGAAAACCUUUCCCUUGCACAAUUCUAUUGUGUAUCCAUUGUUUGAGGGAAUAGUUUUCUGGGCCACCCUGUAGAAACAGUGACGUCAAAGGUCUAUUCACCUGAUUUGUUAUGCUUGGGAAAACAGUUAUACCUAUGAUCUUGAAACUUGUGGGUAUGAUACCAUGGUCUGAGACAUUGAUUAUCAAUUAUUUUGUUCUGAACUAAUAAGUUAAAACAAUUGACCGACAGAAACUGCAAAGGUAAUCAGAAUUGUAAAAAUGCAUUCUGGCAUUUGAAUUGACAAGACAAUUAAAUUUGUAGGAGAAAAGAAAAAAACACCUAAAUAUUGAUUUAGUGUCCCAAUGACAUCACUGCUCUGUCUCUUUACUUAUUAACCCUUUAGAUCCUGGAACAUUUUUAUGCGUUUCCCUGUAGCAUUUAAGCGAUUUUCACCCGAGAAGACCUCCAAAAGACCCCCUGCUUAAUUUCAAUAAUAUAAUAAUUUCAACUACUUAAUUUCAAUAAUAUUUCAUCAAUAGAUCCCUAUCUGGCCGAAAACCGGCCUUGUUUUCUUUAUACUUGAUUGAAGAUGGCGCUGGUAUUGCUUGCAAUUACAUGUAGGUAUGUACUGGCAGGUGGCUUGCGGCCGGUUAGGGAUAUACAGACGAAAAACAGUGGUUAGGAUCUAAAGGGUUAGUAUAAUGCCCAGCAUUUGGCAGGCAUCUGUUCAUGCUUCAAUCAUGCCUCGAUUCUUUCACUUGCAAAUUGGCUCAUGUCGGGCAAAAUUUUCAUGGUGGAGUUGUCUUGUCCCUUAGUUGGUCAUCUGUUGAGAUUUAAACAAGUGAUCAGUGGUUUUGGAUAUUGUGUCAUUUGUGUAAAGAAGAGUCGGUUUUUAAUCAUUCCAAAUGUAUGAAUAUAUUCGAGAAUAAUCAUUAUUUGUGAUAGCCAGAAGAUGUAGUCAGCAUUGUGAUGUUAAUAGGUGCAGUUGUGUGUGUGUACUUGACACGAGAUCCUUUCAAACUUGAUCAUCAUCACGUCUGUUGGAAAAUGGAAUACAAAGUCAUUUUCAAAGCGGGCGUCUGCUUGAGACUUGACACACUCUUGAUGGCCUCUUCAUGGAUCAAUUUAAUAUAUGUUUGGCUGGCCAUUCCCGCAAAAAAAACCUAUGACAUCUGUAUUACACUUGGUGCUUUGAUUUCAUACAUUUUUUUGCAAAAGCACAUGCCAACUGUACAUUGUAUGUACAAGAAAUUGUAUUGUGUGAUAUAAAGAGACUAGAAGUACAUGUAUCACUCUUUAAGAUGGAUGUUGGUCUAGCCAGUGCAAGUGCUAGUCAUUUUUCUGUUUAUUAGACGCCUUACUUUACGAUGCACCUCACCCAAAUUUGACCUGAUUCUGCUGUGUGCAUUGUACACUAUCUGUAUACGGUAUGUACAGCAGCAUACACAUGUAGUGAACCCGUUUUUCAAUCACACAGACCUCACUUUCCAUGGCCACUGCGCUGCUAAUAUGAACUGGAUGAGGCAAGACCACCAUUGAUAUUUUAAGCCUUUUAGCAGUUCAAUUGUCAAUGUUUGACCGCGACGCAUCAAAUACUGCGUGGGGUUGUGAAUCUGAAAUUUUUAUAUGAUAUUCCGGACAGUCAGGCAAGUAAAUGGUGAAAAGUAAACUGGUAGUUGACCACGGAAAUUUUUUGAUAAUCGACAAAUUGGACAGACAUUGAUAUUUCCACUCUUGUCAGCCAACUGGCAGAAAAAUCUCAAAAUUCGAAAUUAAUUUUUUCAUCAAAUAAUUUCUUUAUAUCUGUUGACUUGCCACAGCAAAUAUACUUUCAAUACCUCUCCAAAUAUGUACUUGAGAGUUAAAAACAUGCACUCGUCUAAUUGAUAGGCCUGGACCCUCCAACCUAUGAAUAUUCAUUGGUGGUAUUGUCUCGGAUUUCAAUAAAACUUCACAGGGUCUGCCCUUAUAAUCUUCUCUAGACACUGCAUAAGUUUCAACACAAGGCAUAUUGUGGUUUUUGAAUGUUUGUGUGCAGGGACGGACAUUAACCCUGAUUUCCUCAGGAUGGGUUCAUCUGGCUAGCUAAAGGUAAUGGAUCACAACCGUUCUCCAGUUGGAGCAUAAUUCUAUCUUCACCCUGAUACCUAUGUAUCUGGAGGUAUUUUUUUUCAUGGGAGGACUGUGCAUAUUUGUAUUUAGUUGGAUUUCAUUGAGGGGUUCAUAUCAUGUGUGCCAGAGGUAACGAUUGAUGUCAGGUUUGAAAGGAUCAGUAUAUGUAUAAAUGGUAUUGUAUAUACAUGUAUAGAUGAAAGAGUAGCUCUUUCUGAAACUCAGUCAAAUUUUAUCUAAAAUAUUAGCCCGUUUGAAAUUAUGUUAUGUUAUUGCUUCAACCAAUUACAGUAGAACCUUUCUAUUAAGGACACCCUCGGGACUGACAAGUGCUGUCCUUGAUAGAGACGUGUCCUGAUUAGAGUGGUGAAAUUGAAUGGAAACAACCAAUUUGGGACCAAAACUAGUCUCCUUUUAAUAAUAGAAAGGUUGUCCUUAAUAGAGAGGUUGUCCUUAAUAAAGAGGUACUAUCCUUGAUAGAUAGGUGUCCUGAUUAGAGAGGUCAAAUUGAGUGGAAACAACAAAUUUGGGACUAAAACUAGUGUCCUCAGAGGUGUCCACUAAGGGAGGUUCCACUGUACAUGAUUGAGCAUGGAGGUGUCGCUGGUUAAGGAGGCUCAAUGCAAGGGUGAUGGUUUCGAAACCCAGUCUUGUGGCUUCUGGGCGUGCACCAUCCGCUCGAGAGAAAACCUAACAGCAAAACACAUAUCAACCCCAAACUUCAUAUUGGAUUCGUUGUUAAGGAGUGCACCAGAUGGAAAACACAUUGGACUGGAAUGGUGUUGCCUGCCAAGUUUCGUUUGAUAAAUACUUGUACACAAAAUCUUUAAAGGGUCAGUUAAAUUGAGCCAGUUGCAUUUUGAUAUACGUCCACGUGGUUUAAUAGAAUAUUGAUGAGUUUGCAAUGAGGAACCGGCGCGAUUUAUCCGCCGCAUUGCGCUGCAAUCGAUCAUACCAAAACUCUCCAUUUCCAAAGCAUUAUCAUGUUAUUUCUGAGCCCGAAAACGAUCGCUUAUUUUCGACCGAUUUCGGCGAGGUUUGCAUCUUCCUGUUUUAAAUCUAUUGAGCUAUCAGUUUCUUAAGAUAAUUUUGCGGAAAAUAUGCGCGAUGCCAGUUAUUGGGCACGUUUUCUGUUGUUGAAAUCCUGUGCAAAAAUGUACGCAAUGGGUUCCCGUGAUUGACCUCAUGCGACGUCAACAGACCAGAAAAUGACGUCAUGGCGUCAGAAGGUACGAUCGAUUGUGGCGCCGCCACUGGCAUUUAUCUUAACGCCGGUUCCUCAUUAUGAAUAGUAGAGGAGAUAUGGGGUCUCAGUAGACACUCACUGCAACAACGAUUUUAAUGGUUUUUCGUAAAUCUUUUGUUUUGAACUUGUAUUUUGCUGGAACUGGAAGACAAUGUUCCUUGAUUGUUAAAUGGAAUGAUCUUUUCAUUCAUGGGAGUAGUUUAUUGUUGAUAGAUUAGGGUGACAUGAUUGUACAUGUGUAGUCAUUACAAGUAGUCUAUUGUAACUGUUGAGGGGAUAGUGGGUGUGGGAUUCUGAAGGGAAUCUACAGACAGGAGCUUGGUGGGCCAGUUUAUCAUGUCGCAGUAUAGUAUAUCACCACUAUUCAUGUUUGUUCGAGGAAUAUUUUUAUGAGGAAGGCAGUUGACGCCAGUCCGAUCGUAUCAACAUUGAGACCACAAAUUAGACGUCGUUGCUCUUACCUACAGUCUUUUGAGGAGAAGUGUCUUGCAAUAGUGCCAGCCUGAACGCCUUACUACAGUCCUGUAUACACCUUUCCAGAAAUGGGGCGCUGAGUGUCCGAAAUAGUGAUGUCAUAAGGGGAAACGAGGCCUUAUGGUGGAGGGACAAAGGAGAUAGUCAUGCUUGACCAACACACUUGAAUGCCUUUAAUGACGGACAAGGGGGAAAAAGUUAGUUCCAAUGCAAGCCACCAAUUUCGGGAAGCAUGUAUAGAGUGUCUCUCCUGGAUGGACACAUCCUAAGAGCCGUUUCUGCACAUUUUCUUUUAUGUAUCUGCCGUUCUUCGUAAUCAUAACGAAAGAUUAAAUAAUCGUAAUCAUAACGAAAGAGUCGGCCAUACACAUUUAAAGAUACUCCUCCUCUAAGACUAAGCGUACAACAAUAUUUAAAUGCAUCACUGGCAAACAUUCCUCAUGAAUAGUGCAGAACUUCAGAGUAAAAUCACUCUUGAGAAAAUGUGUGUGUCCACCCAAGGUCGCUAACGUUUAAAGGAGAAUGAAUUGACAUGAUCUAGUUAGUUACGCUUUAUUGUACCUUCAAUGGGGGUUUAUCAAUCAUGGGAUCACCACAAAUGUAUCAUGUAUAUAAAUUGUAAAUGAUAUUAAAGGAGCAGUCAUAAUGAUUCAA
This is a messenger RNA of Lineus longissimus, 11326 nucleotides long. Its product is annotated as adaptin ear-binding coat-associated protein 2-like. Gene Ontology annotation, biological process: endocytosis. NCBI's taxonomy places the organism in Eukaryota, Metazoa, Nemertea, Pilidiophora, Heteronemertea, Lineidae. The transcript is spliced from 9 exons. The record is from RefSeq and is a predicted model, not a curated record. The coding region runs from base 1 to 960 and encodes 319 amino acids. Gene Ontology annotation, cellular component: membrane; clathrin vesicle coat.